Molecule: messenger RNA, 946 nt
Organism: Phlebotomus papatasi
Lineage: Eukaryota; Metazoa; Arthropoda; Insecta; Diptera; Psychodidae
Exons: 2
Coding region: 342-749 (135 amino acids)
Cellular component (GO): nucleosome
Molecular function (GO): protein heterodimerization activity; structural constituent of chromatin; DNA binding
Source: RefSeq, a predicted model, not a curated record
GCUGCUCAGAAAUUACGUCGCAAUGAUUCAGUCCUCGUUGAAAACAUCAACUACAUUUGUUUCUUUUUUCACAUUGUAUUCUCUUCAAAAAAGUUAUUACUUUUAAGUGUCUUUAGUGUUCUAUCGUUACUUUUUGGUAUUAGAGCACUGAGGAGUAUAUUUGGGUAACUUUAAUUCAGAAUCUGAUUCUUCAGGGUUCCAGGAAUUCCAAAUAUUGCUUUUACUCGCAAAUUAUAAACAAAGAAAGUUAGCGGGAGAGAGUGAGGUAGUUUUAAUUUACUAAUCGCAAUUAACAGUAAUUCCAAAUUAUAUUUUGCAGACCUGAAAAAAAAUCUAAGGAUAUGGUUCGCAUAAAAAAUACCGCACGGAAGUCCACGUCAUGGGUAGCUCCUCAGCUUAUCACUAAAACACGGAGAUCUAAGAAACCACCCACACCAUCCCCUGUGAAGAGGCGCUAUCGUUAUCGACCGGGAACCGUAGCCCUACGGGAAAUUCGUCGAUAUCAAAAGACUACCAAUCUUUUAAUUCGAAAACAGCCCUUCCAGCGGCUUAUUCGUGAAAUUGCACAACAAUUCAAGAUGAAUUUACGUUUUCAAGCAUCAACUGUUGCAGCUCUUCAAGAAGCCUGUGAAGCCUAUUUAGUAGGUUUGUUUGAUGAUACAAAUUUGUGCGCAAUUCACGCUAAAAGGGUUACAAUUAUGCCCAAAGACAUGCAAUUAGCGCUGAGAAUUCGUGGUGAAAACCGAUAAAAAUUUAUUACUGUCAGCGAAAUCACAAUAAGACAUUCUUUUACUUAUGAAGUUUAAUAACCAGCGCGAUUAAGACGGCUGUGGACGCAGAAAAUACUUAUAAUUUGAAGUGUAUUAAGUAAUGUAUUUGAAAAAGGAAUUAGACAAAUAAAAUCUCUAUGAACUAACUAGAAAGUGUUAAGUUCAAAUAAACUUAA